Heterocephalus glaber (naked mole-rat) is the source of this 2632-nucleotide messenger RNA. Its product is annotated as LINE-1 retrotransposable element ORF2 protein. The record is from RefSeq and is a predicted model, not a curated record. NCBI's taxonomy places the organism in Eukaryota, Metazoa, Chordata, Mammalia, Rodentia, Bathyergidae.
GUUCCUCCUGGCGCCCGGCAGGGAAACGAGCAGCGGAACAGUGCAACCCCUCUAGGGGGCCCUCCAAAGGCCCGGAGGUCCCCGGGAGGAAGCACCCUGUGUAACUCGGUUCCCGUGCGCGCUCGCACUGGGUCCUCCAGGCCGCUCCGCCGCGCAGGAAACGGCUGAGGCUUCCGUGACCCCACUGACGACCAGGACCCGGGUACUCCUUCCCCGACUUCGGUCUCUCGCCAGACCGUGCCCCUCUCAGCGCCUGCCCCGCAGGAGGACACCAGGGCUUCCCGCAGCCUGGGCACACGUUUCCACCACCCCCGGCCCUUUGUCCCUCCCGGACCGCCCCUCACUGCCGUCUCCAUGGCGCCCGACGACUCGGGAAGCGUCCGGGCCAGGGACUGUGCGUCUGGGUUAAAAGCUAGGCCCGGGCUGGGUGUGUGCGACCGAGCGUCCCACUCUCUCCCUCCCUUCCAGGGGACAGAGGCCAGGGGACGGACAGGGGCCGGGACAGUACACCGCAGCUGGCGUUCCCCGGUCUCCAGGACACGGGAAGGACGGGAGCCACCUUUGGAUGAGAUGAGCAGACCCUGGCCCAGGUCUAGUUGCUGUUUCAGACUCUGACACCCUAAAACAAUGCCAAGAGUAAAGAAAGGGAAAGGGAAAGCUAAAGGGGCUCCCCCACCCAUCGUUCCGAUUCUUCAACGGUUCCUGAAAACCUAUGGAAAGCACUGUGCACGCUCCCAGACAUCAGUGUGUCCAGCCAUCAGAAGGGACCUGAAAAGCAGCAUUGACAGUGAGCAGAGCCUCAGGAGGUUUACACUCAUAAGACCUGACGACUCCCCGCCAGGCCUCCCACCAGUGUCCUUGGAACCUCUCCUCACAACAAUCCGAGAUGAGCAGUACACCCUGGGGAAGGAGAUCUGCAUCUGGGGCCUUCAGCUGAGCAACCCGGAGAUUGCCAGACUCUCUUGCCUUCUGGAAUUGACGGGGUGCACUACCUGCCCAUUUACUACGCUGGAAAUCAUUGCCUGCAAGAUGGACCCAUGGUCCCUAGGGCGACUUGGGAAGGCUUUGCAGUUCAGCAGAUUGCUUUUUCUUAUCCUCGAUUAUUGCAGCAAGCUGCACCUCGAUGGCAACUAUUUGCAGUGCUCUGGAUCUCUGGCUCUGCUCAGGCCCUUAGCGGAGUAUGCAGAGAUGCAGGGGAAAGAACCGCCAGCCACAGCCUCUCCUGACACGAGAAAUCCCACUCAGCAGCUCCACAAAAUCAAGAAUAAAAAGCGCUUGACUGAAGCUGGUCCUUGGUUAGUGAAGUUACAUUUGGCAGAUAAUGGAAUAGAUGGCAAAGGAGAAGGAGAAAGCUUGUUGGAAUUUACUCAAAUGCUGACAUGCCUGAUCAAAUACUCUGCCCAUGUAAGGGAAAUUGACCUUGGGAACAACAUCCUGGGAGAAAUGGCUGCUGCUCAUAUCCUUGGAGCCCUGAGAGCCAGAAAGACAGGUAAACUACCAGUCUUAAAAAUUACAGUCACUCCCCAGAUCUCUUCCGAUACCUUUAGAUCUAUUUGGAAAAAUAGCAAGAAAUCUAAUACUACCUAUAAAAAGAAGAAUAAGGCUAAAAACUGAAUACAGAGGCUGUAUUUCCCUGUGGAAGUCAUCUAUUUCCAUGGCGAACCAGACAUGUCUAGAAAGACUGAUUGUUCUGAAAUAAUAUUUUUCAUUAUAAAUAAACCCUUUCUAAGCUUUAAAAUUAGAUAAGACUAUUUUAUGAAAGUUCAAGGUAGCAUUAAUCCGAUGGCACUCGUCAAUGUCAAAUGUAUAAAAGUCAGUUUUCAUAAGUCGUGCAUGUGAAAUACAUGAUUUGAAAGAAUCAUAUUCUUUACCUAAGACUCUUCCUUCAUAAAUAUGCCUAUAGUUGUGGAAAAAUAGGGAUUUUUGGAAAUAAUAACCAUUUCCUAAAAGACAACAUCCCUAAAAAUUGGUCUCUUCCCCAAAUGAGGAAACUUCUGAUCCCUCAAUUGCACCAUGAAUAAGCCCCAUGGGAAAUAGAAGAGGUGUGGUUGAUAGAUGUGUGGAUGAGACAUUGGGUUAGUUUAGUUGUAUGUGCCAUGAAAACAUGGUGCAGACUUUGGGAGCACACACUGGGAAUUAGCUAUGCCAGAAUUCUCUGUGGAGAACCUGCUUUUUCCAGAUGUGUGACCUGGGGCAAAUCUGCUAAACCUACUGUGCAACUUAGUUUUCCCUUGUGUAAGAGAAAAAUAAAAAUAGCACCUAGCUCAUUUGAUGAGCUUUGAGUGAGCUGCCACAUGUCAAGUAUUUCAGGACAAUGUAUUCUUCAUAAAAGUAAGUAUUAGGGGCUGGUAUACUGUCAUUGUUAGUGUUAGGACUGUCACUAUCUCACUUAUGAUGUAAGAAAAAUAUAAAAGAAAAAAGGAACGCUUUAAAUCUCCUUAUUUUGACUCAAAAAAAACCAACUUCAUUCUUCUGUAUACAAAUGUAGCCCCAGGAGGCAUCAUGGCAAAUUUUUUGAAAGGCACAUUACAGUGGGUGCAUAACACCAUGUUUAUUUUUUAGAAGUAUUUCUAUUGAUGAAUUAUUAAUUUUAAUUUUAUGAGUAUUUUUAUAUUAAACAAUGUAUACUUAA